This is a messenger RNA of Salvelinus namaycush (lake trout), 2459 nucleotides long. Its product is annotated as activated CDC42 kinase 1-like. The transcript has 10 exons. Gene Ontology annotation, molecular function: ATP binding; protein binding; protein tyrosine kinase activity. NCBI's taxonomy places the organism in Eukaryota, Metazoa, Chordata, Actinopteri, Salmoniformes, Salmonidae. Gene Ontology annotation, biological process: protein phosphorylation. Bases 933 to 2459 code for a protein of 508 amino acids. The record is from RefSeq and is a predicted model, not a curated record.
CACACUGACGUGCUUACACACACAUUCAUGUGCGCCACAAACAAAUACACAAACUCACUCACUAAAAUACCAUACCACACAUACAGAUACACUCUGUGAGUCAUCACGCUGCUGUUCUCCACUUCUCUAUCGGCUGGAGCUGGCAGCUCUGAGUGAAUCUAGGCGAAAACCAAGUCGCUGCUAUUUUUAGCCCCACGAUGGUGGGGAUGGAUAAACGAAUGGACAGGAGCUGGGCACACAGAGGAGGGUAGAGAAGAUGGCAGGAACUGGGCAGCAUUGGGCUAUAUCUCAGCCAACUUCGCAAAGCUGCUAGAGAAACUGACAAAGUGACAGUUCCUCUGGAUUUAUCCUUCUGACAAAGUGACAGUUCCUCUGCAUUUAUCCUUCUGACAAAGUGACAGUUCCUCUGGAUUUAUCCUUUUGACAAAGUAACAUUUCCUCUGGAUUUAUCCUUCUCACAAAGUGACAGUUCCUCUGGAUUUAUGCUUCUCACAAAGUGACAGUUCCUCUGGAUUUAUCCUUCUCACAAAGUAACAUUUCCUCUGGAUUUAUCCUUCUCACAAAGUGACAGUUCCUCUGGAUUUAUCCUUCUCACAAAGUGACAGUUCCUCUGGAUUUAUCCUUCUCACAAAGUGACAGUUCCUCUGGAUUUCUCCUCCUCACAAAGUGAAAGUUCCUCUGGAUUUAUCCUUCACAUUUGACCAUUUGUUAGGUUUCUUUAGAUUGUUCCUGUGUUAUGCCCCGUGCUGGAAUGUAGCCUGGCUACAGGAGCUCAGGAAGUUUUCCUUUUCCCGGGAUUGGGAACGGGAUCGUUGGAGCGCUCUCUCAGCGUUCCCUCUCCGGGGAAUCCUGUUGCUCUGAUACUGUCAGGCCACAGAAGCAGGUGUCUCUGAAGAUUUCAAAAAAAUACUCUCUCUCACACAGAAUUCGGGAUGCGGCGUUUCGACAAGCUCAAAAUGUCGUUCCCUUUCCUGGCACACUUCCAUGUGUACAGAAAGCUGGGCCGUAGCAUGCAGUCUGAGGAGGGCACAGAAUGGCUCCUGGAGCUGCUGAUGGAGGUGCAGCUGCAGCAGUACCUUUUGCGUAUCCGUGACGACCUUAACGUGACGCUCAUCUCCCACUUCGACUACGUCAAGAACGAGGACCUGGAGAAGAUCGGAAUGGGGCGGCCCGGGCAGAGACGGCUGUGGGAGGCAGUCAAGAGGAGGAAAGCCAUGUGCAAGCGCAAGUCCUGGAUGAGCAAGGUGUUCAGCGGGAAGCGGCCGGACGGCGGGGACUUCCAGCAGGCGGCCCCCACCUCCUCCUUCCGCAAGCUGUCCCCUACGCCGCCCCCCCAGCAGCAGGCACUCAGCUGUCUGAUCAGUGAGAAGGACCUGGUCCUCUUCCAGAAGCUGGGCGAAGGCUCCUUCGGCGUGGUCAAAAGGGGCGAGUGGUUCACGCCCGCUGGGAAAGUGUUGGAGGUAGCAGUGAAGUGUUUAAAGACAGACGUUCUGAGUCAGCCGGACGCACUGGACGACUUCAUCUGCGAGGUGAACGCCAUGCACUCCCUGGAUCACCAGAACCUCAUCAGGCUGUACGGGGUGGUGCUCACACGUCCCAUGAAGAUGGUGACUGAACUAGCCCCACUGGGCUCCCUGCUGGACCAUCUGCGCUGCGUUCCGACGCAGGGCCCCGUCCUCAUCCACACGCUGUGCCAGUACGCCGUGCAGGUGUCGUGCGGCAUGGCCUACCUGGAGCAGCGGCGCUUCAUCCACCGCGACCUGGCCGCCCGCAACAUCCUGCUGGCGUCGGCCGAGACGGUGAAGAUCGGCGACUUCGGCCUGAUGCGAGCGUUGCCCAACAACCACGAGCACUACGUGAUGCAGGAGCACCGCAAGGUGCCGUUCGCCUGGUGUGCCCCUGAGAGCCUGAAGACACGGACGUUCUCCCACGCUACAGACACCUGGAUGUUUGGGGUGACGCUUUGGGAGAUGUGUACCCACGGACAGGAGCCCUGGCUGGGCCUCAACGGCAGCCAGAUCUUACACAAGAUAGACAAGGAGGGUGAGCGUCUGCCCAAGCCAGAGGACUGUCCUCAGGACCUCUACAACGUCAUGUUGCAGUGCUGGGCCCAGAAACCUGACGACAGGCCCACAUUCCUCGCCCUCAGGGAGUUCCUGCUCGAGACCAUGCCAACAGACAUGUGCGCGCUGCAGGACUUUGAAGAGGCUGACAAGCUUCAGAUUCAGGUCGACGACGUCAUCACCAUCAUCGAGGGCAGAGCGGAGAACUACUGGUGGCAGGGCCAGAACAAACGCACGCUGAAGGUGGGCCAGUUCCCCAGGAACGUGGUGACCUCCGUUGCGGGCCUGUCGGCCCACGACAUCAGCAGACCCCUUCAACACAGCUUCAUCCACACUGGCCAUGGAGACUCCGACCCACACCGCUGCUGGGGAUUCCCAGACCGCAUCGACGAGUAA